Cyclopterus lumpus (lumpfish) is the source of this 5222-nucleotide messenger RNA. RefSeq names its product oxoglutarate (alpha-ketoglutarate) dehydrogenase a (lipoamide) (gene ogdha). NCBI's taxonomy places the organism in Eukaryota, Metazoa, Chordata, Actinopteri, Perciformes, Cyclopteridae. Gene Ontology annotation, molecular function: thiamine pyrophosphate binding; oxoglutarate dehydrogenase (succinyl-transferring) activity. Bases 290 to 3406 code for a protein of 1038 amino acids. Gene Ontology annotation, biological process: tricarboxylic acid cycle. The transcript is spliced from 24 exons. The record is from RefSeq and is a predicted model, not a curated record. Gene Ontology annotation, cellular component: mitochondrion; oxoglutarate dehydrogenase complex.
CGUCACGACGCACGGCGAUGCCACGCCUCCUCCGCGCGCCCCCUCCCGAGCUGUCAUCAUUUCACCGGGAGAAGGCGAAGGGCAUCCGGGAUAACGGCCGAAAGGGGAGCCACCGCAACGCGUUUCUCGAGUGGACAAACGGACCAGUGGACGCUUCAUUCAUCCCUCUCAGUCUUGGGCCUAAACCCCGGUGGAGCGACUCUUCCCCCCCCCUGUGGUUCUGAGGUUGAGGACGUGCGGCCCAUCGGCCAACGACGCCACCGCCGCGUGACGCUUUUAAGGACUUCCGAUGCAUCGCUUAAGGACUUGUGCGGCGCGGUUGCGUCCGCUCACCGCCUCGCAGGGGGCUCAGACUGUUGGCCCCCAGCGGCCAAUGACAGCCGCCUUCACGGGGGGCGCCAGGACGUUUCAGCCAAUCAGGUGCUACAUUGCGCCCGUGGCCUCGGAGCCGUUCCUCAACGGGACAAGCUCCAACUACGUGGAGGAGAUGUACUUCGCCUGGCUGGAGGACCCCAAGAGCGUUCACAAGUCGUGGGACGUGUUCUUCAGGAACGCUAACGCCGGUGCUCCUCCAGGAGCAGCCUACCAGUCUCCUCUGGGUCUGUCUGCUGCUCCUCAGCUCUCCUCUCUGGUUGGAGCUCAGCCCAACACGGAGAAGCUGGUGGAGGACCACCUGGCGGUGCAGUCGCUCAUCAGGGCCUACCAGAUCCGGGGGCACCACGUGGCACAGUUGGACCCCCUCGGCAUCAUGGACGCCGAUCUGGACUCGUGUGUCCCCACUGACAUAAUCACGUCCUCCGACAAGCUGGACGUGGCCGUGUUCAAGGAGAGGCUGAGAAUCCUCACGGUAGGAGGCUUCUACGGUCUGGAUGAGUCAGACCUGGACAAGGAGUUCCGGCUGCCCACCACCACCUUCAUCGGAGGCUCGGAGAGCGCUCUGCCGCUGAAGGAGAUCAUCCGGCGACUGGAGAUGGCGUACUGUCAGCACAUCGGUGUGGAGUUCAUGUUCAUCAAUGACUUGGACCAGUGCCAGUGGAUCAGACAGAAGUUUGAGACUCCAGGAGUCAUGCAGUUCACCCUGGAGGAGAAGAGGACUCUGCUGGCCCGCAUGGUCCGCUCCACCAGGUUUGAGGAGUUCCUGCAGAAGAAGUGGUCUGCAGAGAAGCGCUUCGGUCUGGAGGGCUGCGAGUCUCUGAUUCCGGCUCUGAAAACCAUCAUCGAUAAAUCCUCUGAGAACGGGGUGGAGAACGUCAUCAUGGGCAUGCCUCACAGAGGUCGUCUGAAUGUUUUGGCCAACGUGAUCCGUAAAGAGCUGGAGCAGAUCUUCUGUCAGUUUGACUCCAAGCUGGAAGCAGCUGAUGAGGGCUCCGGAGACGUGAAGUACCAUCUGGGGAUGUACCAUCGUCGCAUCAACCGCGUGACGGACAGGAACAUCACGUUGUCCCUGAUGGCCAACCCGUCCCACCUGGAGGCCGUGGACCCGGUGGUGCAGGGCAAGACCAAAGCGGAGCAGUUCUACUGCGGGGACAACGAGGGCAAGAGGGUGAUGUCCAUCCUGAUCCACGGAGACGCGGCGUUCGCCGGUCAGGGGAUCGUCUACGAGACCUUCCACCUGUCCGACCUGCCGUCCUACACCACGCACGGCACCGUGCACGUCGUCGCCAACAACCAGAUCGGCUUCACCACAGACCCCCGCAUGGCGCGCUCCUCGCCGUACCCGACCGACGUGGCGCGCGUGGUGAACGCGCCGAUCUUCCACGUGAACGCGGACGACCCCGAGGCCGUGAUCUACGUGUGCAAGGUGGCGGCCGAGUGGAGGGCCACGUUCCACAAGGACGUGGUGGUCGACCUGGUGUGUUACAGGCGGAUGGGGCACAACGAGAUGGACGAGCCGAUGUUCACUCAGCCUUUGAUGUACAAGCAGAUCAAGAAGCAGAAGCCGGUUCUGCAGAAAUAUGCAGAGAAGCUGAUCGCAGAGGGAGCCGUGAGCCGGCAGGAGUACGAGGAGGAAAUUGCCAAAUACGAUAAGAUCUGUGAGGAGGCGUACAACCGCUCCAAAGACGAGAAGAUCCUCCACAUCAAGCACUGGCUGGACUCCCCCUGGCCUGGUUUCUUCACUCUGGACGGACAACCGAAGUCCAUGAGCUGCCCCUCCACCGGUCUGACGGAGGAAAACCUGAACCACAUCGGAGGCGUGGCCUCGUCCGUCCCCGUGGAGGACUUCACCAUCCACGGAGGUCUGAGUCGGGUCCUGAAGAGCCGAGGCGAGAUGGUGCGUCAGCGCACCGUGGACUGGGCCUUGGGGGAGUACAUGGCCUUCGGCUCGCUGCUGCAGGAGGGGGUCCACAUCAGACUGUCGGGGCAGGACGUGGAGCGAGGCACCUUCAGCCACCGUCACCACGUCCUCCACGACCAGAACGUGGACAAGAGGAUCUGCAUCCCCAUGAACCACAUCGCCCCAGACCAGGCGCCCUACACCGUGUGCAACAGCUCGCUGUCCGAGUACGGAGUCCUGGGCUUCGAGCUGGGCUUCGCCAUGGCCAGCCCCAACGCUCUCAUCCUGUGGGAAGCUCAGUUCGGGGACUUCCACAACACGGCUCAGUGCAUCAUAGACCAGUUCAUCUGCCCCGGGCAGGCCAAGUGGGUCCGGCAGAACGGCAUCGUGCUGCUGCUGCCCCACGGCAUGGAGGGCAUGGGUCCAGAACAUUCUUCAGCCCGUCCAGAGAGGUUCCUCCAGAUGUGCAACGACGACCCCGACGUCAUGCCGAGCCUCACCGAGGACUUCGCUGUGCAGCAGCUCUACGACUGCAACUGGAUCGUUGUCAACUGCUCGUCUCCUGGGAACUACUUUCACGUCCUGAGACGGCAGAUCCUGCUGCCCUACAGGAAGCCUCUGAUUGUCUUCACUCCCAAAUCUCUGCUGCGCCACCCGGAGGCCAGAUCCAGCUUUGAUGAGAUGUUACCUGGAACUCACUUCCAGAGGCUGAUCCCAGAAGGGGGCGUGGCCUCGGAGCACCCUGAGCAGGUGAGGCGCCUGGUCUUCUGCACGGGGAAGGUCUACUACGAGCUGACCAAGGAGAGGAAGAGCCGGGGCAUGGAGGCCACGGUGGCCAUCGCCCGCAUCGAGCAGCUGUCCCCGUUCCCCUUCGACCAGGUGAAGGCCGAGUCGGAACGCUUCUCCAACGCCGACCUGGUCUGGUGCCAGGAGGAGCACAAGAACCAGGGUUACUAUGACUACGUGAAGCCUCGCAUCAGGACCACCAUCGAGAGGGCCAAGCCCGUCUGGUACGCGGGCCGAGGGCCGGCAGCCGCUCCGGCCACGGGGAACAAGAAGGCUCACCUGAUGGAGCUGCAGCGUUUCCUUGACAACGCCUUUGGCCUGGACGCGUUCAAGGACCAGCAGUGACCUCUGACCCCUGAGCACCUGGAACACCCCCUCCCCCCCCCCCUUCAGACUGCAUCUACACACAGAGUACUGAAUACUACAUAGUACACACUGUUCAUCCCAACUACAAGUAGUACUACAUGAGUACUAACUGCUCUUGUAGUACUACUUGUAGUACUGUUCAGAACUCAUUAGAUACAAUCAUCUAAAUGUUUCUAUCAAUAAAUCUGUUUUCACCUGAUUAUUGAUUAUUGAUUAGAUUGCUGAAAUAAAACCAAAUAUUGAGUACUUUAUGGUAUCAGUAUGUAGUACUACUUCCAGUACAUCAGUGUACUCCUUAAUAUAUGCAUACUCAUGUAUUAGAUGCGUUGGUAGUCUGGAGUACACUGUGUACUACUGUGUACUGUGUUCAGUAGUACAUACAUAAAUACUACUAGAAUACUGUGAUACUUGGAGUAAAAUACACAGAAUUCUUUCAGAGUACUCUCAGAUACUCAGAUUACAAAUACUCCGAUACUUUUCUUUUAUAUUCUUGUUUUUAAACUUGUGGAUUUAAGGUUGUUCAACGAGUUGCCAGGUUGCUGAGUCUGGCAACAUGAGACACACACACACACACACACACACACACACACUCCAGCUGUAUUGUGUACCAGAGGUGUUGCAUCAUCAUCUUCAUCAUCCUCCUCUUCUUCACCUGAAACGUUCCAGGAAACAUUUUCCCUUUUAGUUUUUCAUAUAAAGGCUCGUUAGCAUUGUUAGCUUCCUUUAGCGCGCCCAUUGUAAACCAAUGGGCGGGCGGCUAGCAGGAACCAGCAGGUGGAGGAGGCGGUUGUUGUUGUUGUUUUUCAGCAGGUGUGUUGGCUCGUUAACGGAAAGGUCUGCAAUCAAUUAGUCACCACGGCAACGCUUAACUCGCACAUUGAGAUUUUAUUUUUUUCUUUACGUUUUGGGGAUUUAAAAUGGCGAUCUGCAUUCAUGGUGAUGAUUUAACCCCUCGGCUUCUGUCUCCUUCUCCUCCUCCUCUCCCUCCUCCUUCUCUCCCUUCCUCUCUGUCCUCCUCCUCCUCUCCCUCCCCCUCUUCUUCUCCUCCUCCUCUCCCUCCUUCUCUCCGUCCUCCUCCUCCUCUCCCUCCCCCUUCUUCUCCUCCUCUUCCUCUCCCUCCUUCUCCUCCUCCUUCUCUCCCUUUCUCUCCUCUUCUCCUCCUCUCCCUCCCCCUCUUCUUCUCCUCCUCUCCCUUCCUCUCCUCCUCCUCCUUUCCCUUCUCCUCCUCUCCCUCCCCCUCUUCUUCUCCUCCUUCUCUCCCUUCCUCUCCUCCUCCUUUCCCUUCUCCUCCUCUCCCUCCCCCUCUUCUCCUCCUCCUCCUCUCCCUUUCUCUCCUCUUCUUCUCCUCACCCUUCCUCUCCUCCUCCUCCUUUCCCUUCUCCUCCUCUCCCUCCCCCUCUUCUUCUCCUCCUCCUCUCCCUCCUCCUCCCUCCCCCUCUUCUCCUCCUCCUCUCCCCCCCUCUUCUUCUCCUCCUCCUCCUCCCUCCCCCUCUUCUCCUCCUUCUCCUCCUCCUCUUCUCUCUCGCGAGCGUUCAUCUCGUGCCACAACGCAGCGUCUCAUGUUCUGUUUUCAUCUGAAUGAACUCUUGUCAACAGGAAGUGAACUCUUUGUCAACAGGAAGUGAACUCUUGUCAACAGGAAGUGAACUCUGUUUGUAAACACAAAUAAAGCAGCAGAAGAAGAACUGCAGGUUGUUUCUUCUGAGACAAAGAAAAUGAUUUAUUUAUUUUCAUAAAGAGGAUUAAACUUCUCUUCAUUGUUUUGCUUCAUUCAAUAAAGAAAACUACAGAAGUC